AAAGAAGAUGGAAAGAAAGAAAGAAAGAAAGAAAGAAAGAAAGAAAGAAAGAAAGAAAGAAAGAUAAAGAAAGAAAGAAAGAAAGAAAGAAAGAAAAAAGAAAGAAAGAAAGAAAGAAAGAAAGAAAGAAAGAAAGAAAGAAAGAAUCUAGAAAGAAAGAAAGAAAGAAAGAAAGAAAGAAAGAAAGAAAGAAAGAAAGAAAGAUUUUUGAAAGAAAGAAAGAAAGAAAGAAAGAAAGAAAGAAAGAAAGAAAGAAAGAAAGAUGUUUGA
Molecule: messenger RNA, 270 nt
Organism: Cercocebus atys (sooty mangabey)
Lineage: Eukaryota; Metazoa; Chordata; Mammalia; Primates; Cercopithecidae
Exons: 3
Source: RefSeq, a predicted model, not a curated record